Molecule: messenger RNA, 1899 nt
Organism: Emericellopsis atlantica
Lineage: Eukaryota; Fungi; Ascomycota; Sordariomycetes; Hypocreales; Bionectriaceae
Exons: 2
Coding region: 1-1899 (632 amino acids)
Source: RefSeq, a predicted model, not a curated record
AUGGACCCAACGGUCCAGAGCCAAUCGCCUCACCUCCUACCUCAGCAACAGCAACAGCAACAGCAGCAGCAGCAGCAGCAACCGCAAGAUGUUCUCGCCGAGGCGCGCAAGAACUUGCAGAUGCUGAUGGAGGCUGGCCUCUCCCGCGAUCAGCUCCAUCAGCUACUCGACACGCAAAUGCUGCAAACCCUCGCUGAUCCGAACCAACAGCCGACGCAGCAACAGCAACAGCAGCAGCAACAACAGCAACCACAUCAACAGCAAACGCCAGACCACUCGUCGAUACAACCGCAACAGCUUCAAUCGCAACUCCCUGCGCUCGCGAUCCCUCCAGCGCCGCAAUGCCCGCCUCCGCCUCCUCCCACUGCUGCUCGCCAGGCCGACCAGCAGCAACGACAGCAACCCGCGGUGCUUUCGCCCGUCUCGCAGAACUCGACGACGCCCAUCGCGCCGCCCGCGAACAGCUCGAUUCUACGGAGCGACAUGAAGCCCCAAUUGCCAAUGACGGAUGAUGGAACUGCAACCCUGUUUUCGUACCCUCCUCCCACUGCGCCUUUUGUCCACCGCCCACGCUUCUCUGUCUCAUCCACCAGCUCCGGCUCCUCGGGUCACGCCUCCGUCUUCUCAAACAUGUCGUCACAUUCCGCAAUGUCUUGGGCGUCGGCAGGCACCAAUGGCCCACGCUCGCAGGCCCCGCUGCCCAUGCCGCCGCAGAUCACCUCCCCGACCGGCCAGCCCGUGAUCACGGGCGGCCAGAUGAGUGCCCCCGGGUCGCUCAACAAGCAGAAUAUCUACUGGUGCACGUCGUGCGAGACGAGCUUCAAGCGCAAGUACGACUGGAAGCGCCAUGAGGACGAGUUUCACGAGCGAUGGAGGAAGUACCCUUGCCCGGAGCCUGGGUGCAACCGCAGCUUCUGGGGGUCCAACUCCUUCAACCAGCACCACAAGCAAUGCCACGGCUGCACGACCUGUCCCCACGCCGAAAAGGUCGUUCGAUUCCUGCGCAAGCGCAAGUACUGGGCAUGCGGCUUCUGCUCCGCGCUCCAUCCCGCUCGCGAGCGCCACGUCGAGCACGUGGCCCGGCAUUUCGAGUCUGGCAUGACAAAGGGAGAAUGGAUGCACUCGCGGGUCGUGUACGGUCUUCUCCACCAACCUCUGAUUCGCGAGGCCUGGGAUUCUCUCAUCAGCAGCAAGCAGUCGAGCUACUCUGGCAGGCGACCGCGUUUCAGUUGGCACCCCAGCAAGACGGGCCGGGCGCAGGGCUUCCUCGAGAAGGAGAACCCAGGGCAGCUGCAGGACCUGCUCGAGUUCUUCUCCGGCAACGAGGGGGAGGCUGAGUUCAUUGCUAGCGUCGCGUAUGACCUGGCCGAUAUCGUGAUGGACAACAUCCAGCUCACGCCCCCUCCCUUCCCUGGUCAGCCCCAGGGCAUGCAGCAGUUUCAGGAUCCGCGUGUGUCCUUCAACCCCAUGCCACCUCAGCCGCCGACCCAGCAAGUCAUGUCCAAUGGCAGCCCGAACGCCCACACAUCGUACGCCUCAGCCUACCAAACACCGAUGAUGAUGCCUUCACAACAAUUCACGCGUCCCAAUGGGCCGUCGCCCUCUGAUUCGACUGGUCAUUCGCCCAUGACGGCCAAUCAUUCACCCAUGACCGCCAACCAUUCACCCAUUCCCUCGACACACUCGAUCAAGCAAGAGCACCCGCACUCGGCGGCGCAGUCGAUGGAGUCGAGCGAUGGCGUGGUGGACUUUGAUUACUCGCCUGCACCCGUCGUUUUCGACGAUUGGGAGAGCAUGCACAGUCAAAACAUAGACGAGGCCACACCGGGGCAACCGGCUGCCCAACAUGGAUGGGGCAUGAUGCAGUACUUUGCUGAUCCGAGGGUCAACUCCUCCUAA